CAUGACUUCAUGCGUACAUGCGCAUCAUUCUCUGAAUUAUCGAUCCCAAUUCGCCAGCUGCGUCGGUAUAGCAGUUUUACGUUGUAUACAUAUGCAUAUUAUGACAGAGACAGACUCUAGUGUGUAUAUCAAGCAGCCUCUCAAAAACACGCAUCCUAUAUUUUGCUAAUUUGUUUUCAUUCAGUGUUUCCCUUAUAAAUUCGUUCGAAAGCACUGAAAAUGUGUCAAGCUGAGAAGAUUGAUCAAAGACGACAAACUGGUAUUAUGGGAAACUAAUACUCCGGACAUCAAUCGCAACAGUCGUGGAAUCUUAUUAAGCGAAUUCGCUUAAUUACAUCGACGAUCCAAUACACAGGAUAUGAACUAAUUGCAAAUGAGAAUGUGUAUGAAAGUUGCUAAAUUCAGCUCUAAAAAGAUCAAAUCUUGAGGCAACUACAGGAUCAAUUUCUGUAUGCAUUGCUAAAAAUAAUCUCAAGGCAUACACUUGGAUAUACACACUGUUUGUUGUAUAUUGUUGAAAGACAGAACGUUCUCAGUUGACUAGUCGACAUGGCAACUCUUGAGGAUAAAAUCUUGGGUGAGAAGUCGCAGUACUACUGCAGCAGUUCAAGCGAAGAUGAAGGCAACGAUUCCGCCAGCUCUGACAAUGAAGGCGAGGCUUCCAACGCUUAUGACAUGCCAGCCAAACAGCCAUCCAUGGAUUUUUCUGAGUGGGAUGGGACUUCCAGUAACACCGGACCCAAAGGAGUCAUUAGGGACUGGCAGCGUUUCAAGCAAAUAGAAAAUGAAAAGAGAGCUGAACAAGAGAAGGAGAGAAUAGAACUGAUGAAAAAAUUGACUCUCACCUGUCGUAGCACUUUGGACGACGAGAGAGAAAAGAUGCUUGAAACAGAUCCUGAAUUUGCUGAGCUUAUGGCUGAUGAAUUUCUUCUUGCGUAUCAAAAGCAGAGAAUGCGAGAGAUGAUAGCUAAAGCUGAGAAGCUCAGAUUUGGUUCGGUUAUCAAUUUAGAAGAAGCUGAACAAUAUUUGAAAGCCAUUGACGAGGAGGAUAAAUCAGUCACCAUCAUUAUUCACAUAUAUCAAAAAGAUGUUCCUGGUUGUACAGCCAUGAAUGGCUGUCUGAUAACGCUAGCUCAAGAGUAUCCAUUUGUGAAAUUCUGUAGAAUAUUAGCAUCGGCUGUUGGCGUUAGUAAACACUUCAAGAAGGAAGGUGUACCUGCCUUAUUGGUUUACAAGGGUGGACAGAUCAUUGGUAAUUUUGUUCACAUUACCAAUACCUUAGGUGAUGACUUUUAUGCCUCGGAUGUGGAAUCAUUUCUAAUAGAGCACGGCCUACUUCGCGAUAAAAAUUGCGUACCUUCAAUCAUACAGAGUAAUGAAGAUGAUGACUCAGAUAGCGACUAACUGAUCUCAAUGAAAACAUGAAAAUGUAGAAGACUGCAUUAUAAUAUGAUAGCAUUUAAAAACAUCAACAUAGCCAAUUCAAUGAAUACUGCGGUCUUUUUAAGAACAUCAUAUACUUAAUAAUUGACAAAAUCGAGAUCUUCAUAAAUGUUUGCAUAUUUACCAUAAAACGUAAUCCUUAAAAAUGUAAUUGAUUUUCAGUUGCUGAAUUAUUUUAAUGUUCCAAUACUGUAAAAUUGUUCAACUGACGUACUUCUUUUUUCAGCAACACAAUUUUUUACAAGUAUUAAAUACAAUAUUAUUUAACUCUGACGCGUGCGCUAUAUAUAAUAAUGAUAAUAAAAUGAAAUGUAUUACUUUGAACACAUAAAUAAAUGAUUUUAUCAACAAAAAAAAA
This is a messenger RNA of Nasonia vitripennis (jewel wasp), 1801 nucleotides long. Its product is annotated as phosducin-like protein. The record is from RefSeq and is a predicted model, not a curated record. Gene Ontology annotation, biological process: regulation of G protein-coupled receptor signaling pathway. Bases 550 to 1404 code for a protein of 284 amino acids. The transcript has 3 exons. Lineage: Eukaryota; Metazoa; Arthropoda; Insecta; Hymenoptera; Pteromalidae.